Molecule: messenger RNA, 1455 nt
Organism: Ilyonectria robusta
Lineage: Eukaryota; Fungi; Ascomycota; Sordariomycetes; Hypocreales; Nectriaceae
Product: major facilitator superfamily domain-containing protein
Exons: 3
Coding region: 1-1455 (484 amino acids)
Biological process (GO): transmembrane transport
Cellular component (GO): membrane
Molecular function (GO): transmembrane transporter activity
Source: RefSeq, a predicted model, not a curated record
AUGAGUGGCGACGCCCCUGGCGGUCGCUUCUGGCGCAAGCAGAAGCUGGGCUCGGGUGACUACACCCUCGAGGAGCGAACCACCACCGAGACAGCUGAGGGCGAUGGCGACGGUGGUGCAAGUGACAGCGUGAACGAGGGUGUUUCGACCGAGUACCGCACCUACAAGCGCCGGUGGUUUGGGCUGGCCCAGCUGACGCUCAUGAACAUCAUUGUGUCGUGGGAUUGGAUGACCUUUGCUCCCGUCGCCUCCCACGCCGCCGCAUACUACGACGUGAGCGAAUCCACCAUCAACUGGAUCAGCAUCGCCUUCUUCCUGGCCUUUGUCGCCGUCUUCCCCAUCAGCAUCGCCAUUCUUCACCGCGGACCCAAGCUGGCCUUUAUGACCGCCGCCGUCCUGAUCCUCAUUGGCAACUGGAUUCGCUACGCCGGUUCGACAAAGUCCUCGGGCGGCAACAUCGCCCACGCCAUGGCCGGCGAGAUCGUCAUUGGCUUCGCCCAACCCUUUAUCCUCGCCGCGCCCACUCGCUACUCCGAUCUGUGGUUCACCAACCGCGGCCGUGUUGCGGCGACUGCUCUCACCAGUUUGGCUAAUCCGUUUGGCGCCGCGCUGGGCCAGUUAGUCACCCCUCUCUGGGUCAGCAAGUCUAGCGACAUGUCCAAUGCGGUUCUCUAUGUUUCCAUCCUCUCGACCGUGAGCUGUGUCCCGGCCUUCUUCGUCCCUGCCAAACCGCCGACGCCCGUCGGCCCGGCCUCCGAGACCCCCAAGCUUAGUCUCCGUGCCUCCGUCGGCGCCGUCUCCGGGUCCCUCGAGCUCUGGCUCCUUCUCAUCCCCUUUUCCAUCUACGUCGGCUUCUUCAACUCCAUUUCGUCCCUCCUCAACCAGAUGCUCAACCCCUACGACUUCUCCGACGAUGAGGCUGGCAUUGGAGGCGCAGUCCUUAUUGUCGUUGGUCUAGUUGCCUCCGCAAUUGCCUCUCCGAUUAUCGACCGCACGAAGUCCUUCCUGUUCGCCAUCAAGCUCCUUGUUCCCGUUAUUGGCCUCUCCUACCUCGCCUUCAUCUGGAUGCCCCAGACCCGGGUCCUGGCAGGUCCCUACGUUGUCCUCGCGAUCCUCGGCGCCUCUUCUUUCUCUCUCGUCCCCGUCGCUCUGGAAUACCUGAUCGAACUGAGCCACCCACUUAGCCCAGAAGUCACCUCUACGAUUGCUUGGGCUGGCGGCCAGUUAUUCGGUGCCAUCUUCACCAUUAUCAGCGAUGCUCUGAUCGCGGGACACAAUGCCAACCCCCCAAAGAACAUGAAGAAUGCUCUCAUCUUCCAAGCUGUCAUCGCCCUAGCCAUUGUGCCUCUCCCCUUGUGCAUCGGCCUCUUUGGCCGCCAGGACAAGGUUGCCCUGCGUCGUAUCCAUUCUGACCAGGAGGUUCGCUCACGUACCGUCGUGACUACGGAACCGUAA